GAGUUGUUUGCAAUGGCAUGUCUGUGACGCGGAAGGGGAACGAGUAAGCAGUGCGGAGUUUUCCGACGGAAUGGUUUAAUGAAGGGACAGCGUGCUCCCCUCAGCUGAUCCAUCCCCGACAAAAGACAGACCAUGUCCAAAGACUCUCAAAUGAGGGCUGCAAUAAACCAGAAGCUGAUAGAGAUGGGGGAACGGGAGCGAUUGAAAGAAUUGCUCAGGGCCAAGCUGGUGGAGUGUGGAUGGAAGGAUCAGCUGAAAGCACAGUGCAAAGAUGUGAUCAGAGAAAAGGGGCUGGAGCAUGUCACAGUGGAGGACCUGGUCACAGAAGUCACGCCGAAAGGCAGAGCACUCGUACCGGACAGCGUGAAGAAAGAGCUGCUGCAGAGAAUCCGAGCUUUUCUGGCUCAACACGCGACCUUGUGAGCAACACGUGGUUUGUGUUCAGACACUUUUUUCUUUUUCUUUUUUUAAAACUCUCUGUAAAUCCACAACUCAGACCUGUCUGUUCUCAUUGUGAGAAGUAUUGAAUUUUAUUUUGUAUUGUGUGUUUUCAUAUUGAUUUUAGUUGCUGCAGUUUUGGAAAAAAGAAAAAUAACACAAAUAAAAGUCAUGCCUAUUUUGGUC
Messenger RNA from Solea solea (common sole), 624 nucleotides. Its product is annotated as transcription and mRNA export factor ENY2-2-like. The transcript is spliced from 5 exons. NCBI's taxonomy places the organism in Eukaryota, Metazoa, Chordata, Actinopteri, Pleuronectiformes, Soleidae. The record is from RefSeq and is a predicted model, not a curated record. Gene Ontology annotation, molecular function: transcription coactivator activity; chromatin binding. The coding region runs from base 133 to 423 and encodes 96 amino acids. Gene Ontology annotation, cellular component: nuclear pore; SAGA complex; DUBm complex. Gene Ontology annotation, biological process: poly(A)+ mRNA export from nucleus; regulation of transcription by RNA polymerase II; positive regulation of DNA-templated transcription.